ACUUAGCAACAUUAUUGAGUUGCACCAGUUUCCCACACACAUUCAUUUCUUUCUGGGGUGUUCAAAAUCUAAAACCAUGGACUCUCUUAUCCAACAAGCCUUACAACAACCCGCUCCUAUUGCGCUCCUUUCCAUGAUCCCUGUUCUAUUUCUCCUCGGCGUAUUUUUCAGGUCCCGACGGCGCUUACCUUAUCCGCCGGGACCUAAGGGUCUGCCCAUCAUCGGUAACAUGCUGAUGAUGGACCAGAUAACCCACCGUGGCCUGGCCAAACUAGCCAAACAGUACGGCGGCAUCUUCCACCUCCGCAUGGGGUUCUUGCACAUGGUGGCUGUCUCGACCGCUGACGUCGCUCGGCAGGUUCUUCAAGUACAAGACAACAUUUUCUCGAACCGACCGGCGACCAUCGCCAUCAGCUACCUAACCUACGACCGGGCCGACAUGGCCUUCGCUCACUAUGGACCCUUUUGGCGUCAGAUGCGUAAGCUGUGCGUGAUGAAACUCUUCAGCCGCAAAAGAGCCGAGUCGUGGGAGUCCGUGAGGGACGAGGUCGACUCGGCCGUGAGGACCGUGGCGGCCAACACCGGCUCGGCCGUCAACAUCGGGGAGCUGGUGUUUUCGCUCACCAAGAAUAUUAUUUACAGGGCUGCGUUUGGGACCAGCUCGAAUGAAGGGCAGGACGAGUUCAUUGGCAUACUGCAGGAAUUUUCCAAGUUGUUUGGGGCAUUCAAUAUUGCGGAUUUCAUUCCCUGUCUCGGGUGGGUAGACCCGCAAGGGCUUAACAACAGGCUGGCUAAGGCUCGUGGGUCGCUGGACAAGUUCAUCGACACCAUCAUAGACGACCACUUGCAGAAGAAGAAAAAGACGGGGAGUUUGGAUGAAGGUGAAACUGACAUGGUGGAUGACUUGUUAGCGUUUUACAGUGAAGAGGCAAAAGUGAAUGAGUCGGAGGAUAAUUUACAAAACGCCAUCAAACUUACCAGAGAUAACAUCAAAGCCAUCAUCAUGGACGUGAUGUUUGGCGGGACAGAGACGGUGGCGUCGGCGAUAGAGUGGGCCAUGUCGGAGCUAAUGAGAAGUCCAGAAGACCUAAAGAAGGUCCAACAGGAGCUCGCUGAUGUUGUGGGCCUAGAGCGCAGGAUCGAAGAGAGCGACUUCGAGAAGCUGACUUACCUAAAAUGCGCACUCAAAGAGACACUCCGGCUGCACCCGCCGAUCCCUCUCCUCCUUCACGAGACGUCGGAGGACGCGGAGGUCGCCGGCUACAGCAUCCCUAAGAAGUCACGCGUGAUGAUCAACGCGUGGGCGAUUGGGCGUGACAAGGACUCAUGGGAAGACGCCGAGAGUUUCAAGCCCUCGAGGUUUCUCAAGGAAGGAGUUCCGGACUUCAAGGGGAGUAACUUCGAGUUCAUUCCGUUCGGGUCGGGUCGGAGGUCGUGCCCAGGGAUGCAGCUGGGGCUGUACGCGCUGGAGCUGGCGGUGGGCCACUUGCUUCAUUGUUUCAGUUGGGAGUUGCCUGAUGGGAUGAAACCUAGUGAGCUUGAAAUGAACGACGUGUUUGGACUCACGGCGCCGAGAGCAAGUCGACUCGUCGCCGUACCGACAAAAAGGGUCGUGUGUCCACUCUGAGGAAGAGUCUGAGUAAUGAGUUCAAUGUCAAGUAUACAUACCACCAAGACGUCGGAAAAGGUAAAUUGAAUGGUAAUUUGGGAAGAACCCAGAAAAAGAAAUAAUGUAAUAGGGACAACAGGAAAAAGAGGGGAUUUGAAUUCUCUUCCAUUGUGUAUAGACACUCGUUUUCAUUUGUUUCUUGUGGAAAAUUGUCUUGGAUUUUCAUCUAUUUUUGUUCUUUUUUCCUUACUUUUGCUAUUGUAUUCAACAAAAUGUCAAAUAAAGAGAUAUUGAUUUGUCAUAGUGG
Rosa chinensis is the source of this 1916-nucleotide messenger RNA. Its product is annotated as cytochrome P450 84A1. NCBI's taxonomy places the organism in Eukaryota, Viridiplantae, Streptophyta, Magnoliopsida, Rosales, Rosaceae. Gene Ontology annotation, biological process: lignin biosynthetic process. The record is from RefSeq and is a predicted model, not a curated record. Bases 77 to 1627 code for a protein of 516 amino acids. The transcript is spliced from 2 exons. Gene Ontology annotation, molecular function: heme binding; monooxygenase activity; oxidoreductase activity, acting on paired donors, with incorporation or reduction of molecular oxygen.